AUGUCAUAGGAGUUUAAUUAUAAAUUGGAAGAUAUGCGUUAAUAAUUAUUAUAAGAAUCCUUAAAAUAAUAGAACAUAAAAUUAGCAGCCUUUGAAUUGUAAAUUUUGGAGUAAAAAAAAAAAUAAUAAUUGAGAGAUGUUGAAGUUUAGGUUAUCAUAUCUGAUAAUUAAUUAAAUCAAUAGGAGCAGCUAUAAAACUUUAUAAUAGAAUAAAUUGAUAUGAAACUUACAAAUGGUAUAUUUAUAGGGUAAAAAGGGCAUGGAAGAAAUACUAUAAUUUAAAAUAUGAAAGGAGGAUUUAAUUUAACUUAGGUUGGUUAAACUGAUAAUUAGUAAUCUUUUGUUUAAAGUGAAGAAUUGAAUGAAGAAUUAAAUAAACAAUUAGAAAAUAUGAAGAUAAAUAUUAAAUAGAUGUUAUUAGAGAUAAAAGAAGAUAUGGAACAAUAAUUAAAAGUAUAUGAAGCAAAUGUUUCUAUUGCUAUGUAGAAUUUUGAUAAACAUCAUUAUCAUGUAUUAAAAUUGAAAUCAGAUAUAUUUAAUGAUACAGAAUAUUUGAACAAUCAAAUAAAAAUCUUAUUUAGAGAGAAGGAUAUAAUAAAUAAAAAAUUAUAAUUGGUUUUAUAAUUAUUUUCAGGAAGUACUGAAGUUACCUAAAUUACUGUUGCUUAUCUACUAAAAUAAUUGAAAGAUCCAAUUAAAUUUACAUCAGUUUAAGGAAUAGUUUUUGAAUUAAGAAAUGAAAUAUGCAAUUACAGAUAAACAAAUUAUUCUAUAGAAGACUUAAUGAAAAAAUCAUUAUAGAGUUUUAUAGAUAGUUGGGAUAAAAGUGAAUUGUUAGAAGUAAAAGAAUAUAAUCCACAUUGGUAUUUCAAUAAAUACAUUUAUAAAAAUUUAGUAGGUCAAAGUAAAACUGUAGAAAGAUCAUUAGAAAAAACAAUAAAAUACUCUACUUAAACACAAGCAGAUAGUGAAGUAUAUAUUAAUAGAUCUGGAAGAUAAAGAAAUCUAUCUUAAAGAUAAUCCAUAAUGAUGAGUCUGGAUUCAACAAGACAAAGAAGAGUUGCUGCAAAUUCUGUGUUAAAAUAAUCAGAGCGUAAUGAUUCUAACGAACAUUUACCAAAAGUGAAAAAGUGA
Molecule: messenger RNA, 1134 nt
Organism: Paramecium pentaurelia
Lineage: Eukaryota; Ciliophora; Oligohymenophorea; Peniculida; Parameciidae
Source: the annotation of a GenBank genome assembly